This is a messenger RNA of Odobenus rosmarus divergens (Pacific walrus), 1128 nucleotides long. RefSeq names its product coiled-coil domain containing 68 (gene CCDC68). The transcript is spliced from 11 exons. The record is from RefSeq and is a predicted model, not a curated record. Bases 13 to 1020 code for a protein of 335 amino acids. Gene Ontology annotation, biological process: intracellular signal transduction. Gene Ontology annotation, cellular component: intracellular anatomical structure. NCBI's taxonomy places the organism in Eukaryota, Metazoa, Chordata, Mammalia, Carnivora, Odobenidae.
UUGGAAUUCACAAUGACAACAGUAACAGGGACCACAGAGGUCCCCCCAAUGGGUAAAAGAGAAGAUAAUUCUGCCUUGUAUGAGUUCACAUCAGCUCACGUUAUUGAAGAAACCGAAUAUGUGAGAAAGAUCCGAACUACUCUGGAAAAGAUCCGAAAUCAAGUUUUUAAAGAUGAAGUAGGACAUAACAGUACACAUCACAAACUAGAAACAAAGCACUGUCGAAACAUUCAAAAUGGCUCUGAUUCUGAAAUGGACCCCUCUUGUUGCAGUUUGGAUCCGCUCAUGGAAAGGAUGAAAGGAAAAGAACAGCAGAUCUUAGAAAUGAACAAAGAAAAUGAAGUAUUGAAAAUCAAGCUGGAAGCCUCCAGACAAGCAGGAGCAGUGGCUCUGAGAAACGUGGCCCAGAGAUUAUUUGAAAUCUACCAAACACAGUCUGAAGAAGUUAGAAAGAAGCAUGAGGAUGGUAAACACUUACUCGAGGUUAACAGACUCGAAAAGGAACAGCAGUUGAAGCAACAUGUUGAAAAUCUGAAUCAAGUUGCUGAAAAGCUUGAAGAAAAACAUAAUCAAAUCACAGAGCUGGAGAACCUUGUACAGAGGAUGGAAAGGGAAAAGAAAACACUGCUAGAAAAAAAACUGUCUUUGGAAAACAAGCUGCUGCAACUCAAAUCCAAUGCUACAUAUGCUAAAAGUUGCCACAAUCUUCAAAUGGAGAUUUCCCUUCUCCAGAAGCAGAUCUCUCAUCUACAGUUUGUGAUUCAUUCCCAACAUCAGAACCUGCGCAGUGUCAUCCAUGAGAUGGAAGGAUUAAAAAAUAAUUUAAAAGAACAAGAUAAAAGAAUUGAAAAUCUGAAAGAAAAAGUUAACAUACUUGAAGCCCAGAAUAAAGAACUAAAAACCAAGGUGGCGCUUUGGUCUGAAACGCCUAGGACAACAGUAUCUAAGGCUGUCUCUACAAGUGAAUUGAAGACUGUCGACACUACGCCCUAUUUGAUGUUGAUUAGGCUCCGGAAAUGAGCUGACUGGCUGAAGAUCUGAAUGAGAAAGAUUGCUACGUGGGUCUUAUUUAUUCCUUGAAACACAGCCUAAACUUGCAUGUUGAAAUGGCUCAAUGCCAGCAUUCAA